UGCUGCUCGCCAUGGGCGCCGCCGCCGCAGAGCCGCCCCGGCCCGCCGGGCUCGUCUCCAGCGUCCUCAACGACACCCUCGAGUUCUACCGCUGGACCUGGAGCAUCCGAGACAAACGUGUUGAUGACUGGCCCUUGAUGCACUCUCCCUUUCCAACACUGACUAUAAGCACUAUUUAUCUCCUCACCGUCUGGCUGGGCCCCAAAUGGAUGAAGACAAGAGAGCCCUUCCAGUUACGUUUCCUGUUGGUUGUUUACAACUUCGGCAUGGUUCUACUCAAUUUCUUCAUUUUCAAAGAGCUGUUUUUGUCGUCAAGAGCUCGAGGGUACAGCUAUGUCUGCCAGACUGUGGAUUAUUCAGACAAUGUUUAUGAAGUUAGGAUAGCUGCUGCUUUAUGGUGGUAUUAUGUCUCCAAAGGAAUUGAAUAUUUGGAUACAGUAUUUUUCAUCCUGAGGAAGAAAUUUAACCAAAUUAGUUUCCUUCAUGUCUAUCACCAUUUCACCAUGUUCACCCUGUGGUGGAUUGGUAUCAAGUGGGUUGCAGGUGGACAAGCUUUUUUUGGAGCUCAGAUGAAUGCGUUUAUUCAUGUCAUUAUGUACAUGUAUUAUGGAUUAGCUGCCUGUGGCCCUAAAUUUCAGAAAUACCUGUGGUGGAAACGAUACUUGACCAUAUUACAAUUGGUGCAGUUCCAUGUGACUAUUGGCCACACAGCCUUGUCUAUUUAUAUUGAUUGUCCCUUCCCUAAAUGGAUGCACUGGGGUGUAAUUUUCUAUGCUGUCACCUUCAUUUUCCUGUUUGGUAACUUCUACUAUCGGACAUACAAGCUGCCCAAGGAACCUGUAAAGAACGGCAAAAUAGCAAAUGGUGCUGUUGCAAAUGGAGUAAGCAAAGCAGAAAAUAAUCCAGUGGUGGAAAAUGGAAAAAAGCAGAAAAAGGGAAAAGCAAAAGGAGAGUAACUUGAUCCAGGCCUUAACCAUUGCUGGCAGUGAGGAACCUCCAGUUUGGUUUAUAAAAGGAAAAAAAAAAACAAAAACAAAAAACGCUAUCUAUCUGUACCAAUUAACCUUAGGUCACUGAAGAGCUAGAACACAGAUAUUUUCAUUAUUUAUGAAGAUUGUUUUAACAACACUUAAAGUUGAAUUUCUAUUGUAAUUAUGUAAUUAUCAUGCAUAUGGUCUCUGUGUAAAUUUGUAGACUGCUGGUGUUGGUGAAUGUAAGGAAGAAUUGCAGUGAAUUCCGUGUUUAGCAGUCCCAAAGUUCAUGCUACCGUUGAUACAACCACU
Messenger RNA from Nothoprocta perdicaria, 1283 nucleotides. It is a transcript of the gene ELOVL4, whose product is annotated as ELOVL fatty acid elongase 4. Lineage: Eukaryota; Metazoa; Chordata; Aves; Tinamiformes; Tinamidae. Bases 12 to 956 code for a protein of 314 amino acids. Gene Ontology annotation, biological process: fatty acid elongation, monounsaturated fatty acid; fatty acid elongation, polyunsaturated fatty acid; sphingolipid biosynthetic process. Gene Ontology annotation, cellular component: endoplasmic reticulum membrane; endoplasmic reticulum. The record is from RefSeq and is a predicted model, not a curated record. The transcript has 6 exons. Gene Ontology annotation, molecular function: fatty acid elongase activity.